GCGGGAGCCCGGGCUGGCAGCGCGACCCACCGGCGCUCAGGCCUGGCGCCCGGUCCCGGCUCCCGAGCGGCGGUCCGGGCCCCCGGGCCCGCGGACACGGGCUGGCCGAGUCGGAGCGGCCAGCGGCUGCCGCCCGCCGGGAGCGCCGCGCGGGCCCCGAGAUGCCCGGCUGACCGCCGGCGCGGGCAGGAGCGCGGAGCAGCGGAGACCCCCGCGCCCCCCCCCCCCCCCGCGCCCGGAGACCCCCGACAGCCGUUCUCUGGUGGGAGGCUGAGCUGGAAAAGGCAGCAGGAGGUGACUUAGAGGAGACAGAAUGUCUUUGCACUCACGCUCCCUGCCCCGAGUGUGCAGACUUGGCUGCAGGGAAGUGCUGUGCUUGGUGCUCGUCGCGGUGAGCGUGAGCCGCGGAGCCUCGGGGCUGUGCCCCAGCGCGUGUAUCUGCGCCACGGACAUCGUGAGCUGCACCAACAGGAACCUGGCCAAGGUGCCCGGGAGCCUGUUCCGACUGAUUAAGAGGCUGGACCUGAGCUAUAACAGAAUCGGCCUCCUGGACUCCGAGUGGAUCCCAGCGUCGCUGGUGAAGCUGAACACUCUGAUUAUCCGGCACAACAACAUCACCAGCGUUUCCACCGGCAGCUUUUCCGCCACGCCCAAUCUGAAGUGUCUUGAUUUAUCCUCCAAUAAGCUGAGGUCCGUGAAAAGUGCCGUGUUCCAAGAGCUGAAGGUUCUGGAAGUGCUCCUGCUGUACAACAACCGCAUCACGUCCCUCGAUCCUUCUGCGUUCGGAGGGCUCUCCCGGCUGCAGAAACUCUACCUGAGUGGGAACUCUCUCACCCAGUUUCCUAUGGACUUGUAUGUCGGGAGGUUCAAGCUGGCAGAACUGAUGUUUCUAGAUGUUUCCUAUAACCGGAUCUCUUCCCUGCCAAUGCAUCACAUAAAUUUAGUGUCAGGAAAACAGCUGAGAGGCAUCUACCUUCAUGGAAACCCGUUUAUCUGUGACUGUUCGCUUUAUUCAUUGUUCAUCUUUUGGUACCGUAGGCACUUUAGCUCAGUGAUGGACUUUAAGAGUGAUUAUACCUGCCACCUGUGGUCUGACUCCAGGCAUUCCCGUCCCAUCCCUCUACUCCAGAAUAGCUUUAUGAAUUGCUCUGAGAGUAUCAUCAAUGGUUCCUUCCGUGCACUUGGCUUUAUUCAUGAGGCUCAGGUAGGGGUAAGGCUGAUUGUCCACUGUGACAGCAAGACCAGUCAUCCAAAUACUGAUUUCCUUUGGGUGGGUCCAGAUAACAGACUGCUGGAGCCAGAAAAAGAGAUGGAGAACUUUCACGUGUUUCACAAUGGAAGCCUGGUUAUAGAAAGCCCUCGUUUUGAGGAUUCUGGAGUGUAUUCCUGUAUUGCAAUGAAUAGGUAUCGCUUGUUAAAUGAAACUGUGGAUGUCACAAUAAAUGUUAGCAAUUUCACUGUAAACAGAUCUCAUGCCCAUGAAGCAUUUAACACAGCUUUUACUACUCUUGCAGCCUGUGUGGCCAGCAUCAUUUUAGUACUUCUGUACCUCUAUCUGACGCCAUGCCCUUGCAAGUGUAAAACCAAGAGACAAAAAAACACGCCAAACCAAAGCAGUGCGCCUUCCUCUGUUCUCAGUCCUGCCGGUGACGCUCCCACUGAUGAGCGGAAGGCAGGUGCUGGUAAAAGGGUGGUGUUUUUGGAGCCUCUGAAGGAGACUGCAGCAGGGCAGAAUGGCAAAGUUAGGCUCUUCCCUAGUGAAACGGCCAUAGCUGAAGGCAUCUUAAAGUCCACCAGAGGGAAAUCUGAUUCAGAUUCAGUCAACUCCGUGUUUUCAGACACACCCUUUGUGGCAUCAGCUUAAUUGUGCCUGUAUUUGUGUGAUGUAGUCAUGUAAUCUUCCCAUAUUUAUCUUUGCGUGUAGUCUACAAACUAACAUCAGGAAAGAAACUGUUUUAAAACGUUAGAACCAAAUGGCCACUUAAAGUGUUUGAUAGGAUAUGUGUUAAAUCGUCUUGGUUCUUCAAUAUGCCAGAGAAACACUUUUAUUUUUUCAAAGUUGAAAUUCUAGAUAACAGUAUCUUAGUCGUUAGCACUGCUGAUUACUUUGAAACUGAUAUGGUAAUAUUUGACUAACACUGUUCUUUCAUUAAAGUUUCUUGAAAGAAGAAAUAUAUUCAGGAAUCAGUAUUCUUUAAAAAGAGACUUGACUAUAAAAUGUACUGUGACCAAAGUUGUAUUACCUUAAAGAAAAGUUCUAGUGCUCUAAUGUUUUUUAAUGAUAUAAAAGAAAGAAUAAAGCAUCAAUUAUUUAUGAAGCACAAAGUAAAGCUUGAUUUGAAAAUUAGUUAAUUUAUCAUUUCAACCCAAGGUGAACACAUGACACUGAUAAAAUUUUCCUGAAUAAUGUCAUAUUGCAUAUGGUGUUAGAAAAAUAGUGCAAUUAAAGGUAUAUUUGUUUGACUGUUUACCUUCCAUUCUGUACAUUUUUUAUCUCUGUACAAAUAUCUUACUGAAAGCAUAAACUCAUUAUUUGUUGUCAUAAAUAUGUGAACAUCAAAACCAAAAUAUCCGAUUCAUUCUUAAACCUUUAUUCUAGCAGACUAGUACUUGUUCAUAUGUGUGUAUGUAAAUCUUAAAUUAUAUGAACUGCUUAAAAGAUCCUGCCAUAUUGUUCUUUGACAUUUAAACUAAUGUAAAUAUAUGUAUUGUGAUAAUAGAUGUUGUGUUCUAUUCAAAACAUAAAUCUAAUGUUUGAUGUGA
Molecule: messenger RNA, 2763 nt
Organism: Sorex araneus (European shrew)
Lineage: Eukaryota; Metazoa; Chordata; Mammalia; Eulipotyphla; Soricidae
Gene: AMIGO2
Product: adhesion molecule with Ig like domain 2
Exons: 2
Coding region: 314-1864 (516 amino acids)
Cellular component (GO): plasma membrane
Molecular function (GO): protein binding
Source: RefSeq, a predicted model, not a curated record